Molecule: messenger RNA, 717 nt
Organism: Papaver somniferum (opium poppy)
Lineage: Eukaryota; Viridiplantae; Streptophyta; Magnoliopsida; Ranunculales; Papaveraceae
Exons: 2
Coding region: 69-299 (76 amino acids)
Source: RefSeq, a predicted model, not a curated record
CGUCUGUGAAGAGCUAUAGAUGAAUCGAAGAAGGGAGACAGAAAAUAUAGGGGAAAGAAAACAGAGAAAUGGAGAAUAAAAGCAGUGGUGCGAGUGUUGGAGGAGGGUUUAAGCGUUAUUUGUACAGCGGAGAAAAGAAGCAUGUUUUUGCUGGUAUGGUUGUAAUUGGUGUCAUUUUUGGCAUCCCAUGGUAUUACAUGAACCAAGGAACAAAGCAUCGAUCUCAUCAAGAUUACUUGGAGAAAGCAGAUAAAGCAAGAAGUGCAAGGCUUUCUUCAAGUGCACCGUCUGCCAACUGAUCUUCUGAAACUUGGUCAUGCAUAGGUGAGGAUCUUCGUGGCGGACUUUUGGCAAUUCAGCAGGGAAAGGCUUAAAGUUUUUGUUUUCCUUUUUCUGUUUACUGGUUAGAAAUUUCCUUACAGGGGUGCAAAAAUAUCCGUCGUUGACAAUAAGCUAAGUAAACAUAGUAUGUGUUUCAGCUGCUGCCUUCAAAUCUGUUCUCUUUUUCCCCUUGGUAUUCUUGAACUCGUGGUCAAUUCCAUAGCUUAUACAGGAUAGAAUUUUAUGGGGUAAUAACAUCUGGAUGUUCAUUCCUGACCACAAUAUCUGGUGAGUUAAAAGAAAAUUAUCCAAUGUUUUCACCUGCAGCGUUUGGGGUUUAGAACCUGUAUGAUCACAGAUUUAUCACCUUUUAAAUUAGCCUCUUUUAUUUAUUUA